AUGACGUUUGAAGAAGAAGUGAGUAGGAUUACAACAUUUGAAGAACGCCUCAAGAGCCAAAACGAACCGGAGAACAAUAAUCUCUUAAUGGUAAGUUCAGACAAUCAACCCGGAAAUUGGCAUCAUGGAAAUGGACGCGGCGAUCAAAAUCAUGGUAGAGGACGCGGAGGAAGUUCGUUUAGAGGAGGAAGUGGACGUGGACGAAGUAUGGAUCGAGGAAAUAGAGACAAGAGAGAGUUCAAGUGUUAUGAAUGUGGUGAAUUCGGUCACUUCGCAUACGAGUGUAGUAAGCGAAAAGAUGAAGAAAAAGAGAAGGACGAAUUGGCUCAUCUUGCGUUGGAAGAAGAACCAAUGCUAUAG
Messenger RNA from Helianthus annuus (common sunflower), 360 nucleotides. Its product is annotated as cold shock protein 2-like. The transcript has a single exon. Gene Ontology annotation, molecular function: nucleic acid binding; zinc ion binding. NCBI's taxonomy places the organism in Eukaryota, Viridiplantae, Streptophyta, Magnoliopsida, Asterales, Asteraceae. The record is from RefSeq and is a predicted model, not a curated record. The coding region runs from base 1 to 360 and encodes 119 amino acids.